UCUCUGUGUGUUAGCCUGUAUGCUAACCACGAGCUAAAGUUCUACUUUCACUUUGAGACAAACAGCAGCGGGAUGCGCAGCGCGCAGCUUCCUGGGAAACGAAACUUUACGCAGCCGCCGCCGCAGCCGCAGCCGCAGCAACCGUUUCCGACGCUUCCUGUGUCGUCGAUGCGGUUCUUCAAGUCACUUCAGCGGCGAUAAGUGAACUCUGAGCCGACGGCGUGUAAAAGUUUGGAGCAGUCACAGCCGACAGCUAGCUUCAGCGACUAGCGCCCGCUAGCAUGGACGGCAGCGGACACACGGCGAGUGAGGAGCGGGGAGCGGAGAAGCUAAUGGACGACUACCUGAGGUCCAUCGGGUUUCACCGGAAGAGAAUCGCCAAAGACGGGUCGUGUUUGUUCCGCGCUGUCGCCGAGCAGGUGCUGCACUGUCAAAGCCUUCAUACUAAAGUUCGUAGCAAAUGCGUGGAGUUCCUGAAGCAGAACAGAGAAAACUACGAGGCGUUCAUCGAGGGAGACUUUGAGCAGUACCUGUGUAAACUUCAGGAUCCUCAGCAAUGGGUCGGAGAGGUGGAGAUCAACGCUCUGGCCGCCAUCUACAAGAAGGACUUCCAGAUCUACCAGGAGCCCGGAAAACCUCCGGUCAACAUCACAGAUAACAACUUCAAGGACAAGGUGCGGUUGUGUUUUCUGAACGGGAAUCACUACGACAGCGUUUAUCCCACCAGCCGCAUCAAGAACGCAGCUCUCUGUCAGUCCAUCGUGUACGAGAUGAUGUACGAAGACGUGUUCAAAGUCGACCGCAGCUCUCUGAGUCUGUGUCAGAGGGUCAGCCGACCCGCCGACUUCCUGAGUGACGACAGCAUGGCCGCCUGCGCCAGCAGCGACGGGUCCGACCUGGAAACAGACGAGCCGCUCUGGUUGGACAAUGGAACGAGCACUUCUACAAAACCCAACAACCAGAGCCACAGGGGUCGUGGGCGCGGUCGGCAGCUCCCUGAGAGGGUGAGACGUUCACUGAACCCGACCCUGCUGAGAAACGUGGAGUUUGACGUCUGGCACAAGAGCAAGAGAGCUCAACAGAAGAUGGAUUACUGCAUUGCUGCUGGGAUGCAAUACACUGUGGGAGACCGCUGCCAGGUUCGUCUUGAGGGCACCGGACGCAGCUACAGCGCAACCGUCAAGGAAGUUCCUCCCAACGAAAACCUGGUGAUAGUUCACAUAGAAGAACUUGGCAAGAGAUCGGUUCCUCUGUGGAAUCUGCGUCCGCCCGCUGCUGAGAACAGCUGGUGCACAGUCGUCAACAAAGACAAGAGGCUCAGUAACGGAAGCGGAGAUUGGGAGGAGAGGGGUAAAGGCCGAGGCCGGGGAAAGCCCGUCCCGCCGCCCUCCUCUGUUCCACAGGCAUCGUCGCCGGGCUCCAGCGGGCGUGUGCAGAAGCAGCACUCGUGGCCCCCGCAGGCCACCGUAGAUGAGCAGGGAGGGGCCAAACCCAGCAGAAAGUCUGGGAGCUUGUCGGAGUCGUCGCCGUUCGGUCUGACAGACAAGGAGCGUUUGGCCAAAGAGGAGGAGGAGAGAAACGUGGCGCUGGUUGAGAUCCAGCUCCGAGACGAGCACAGCUUCCCCGCCCUUGGGACCGGGUCGCAGGGCGAUGGAGGGAGGAAGAAGGGAACAGAGAAGAGACCAUCCCAGAGAAACAAGACGAAGAGUCCAGUUGAAGACAUCCGAGCAGCUUCGCCCUCUGCUGGUGAAAGACCCAAAUCCACCACCCCACCACCUAUAAGCACUACAGUCACCACUGCACCUUCUACACCCACCAACCCCAACCUGCCUGCUGCAAAACCUGCUGCUUCUCCAUCUUCAACCUGUAGCUCCACAAACACAACGGCCUCACCCACAGGCUCCGCCCCUGGCCUGACACCCACCUGUGCUGCCCCGACGACUAAAACAAACGCACACUCUCUCCAUCCAGCUGCACGGGUCUCAACAAGUUCUGUUCCUCCUGCUGCUGCCCCGAGCGCUAAACCCUCUGUGACGGGUGGAGCUCUGUCUCAGUCUGUCCCGUGCUCUGCCGCCAUCUUCUCCUUCCACACCCCGGUUCUCCCCACUGCUUCAGCAGCCCUCUCCUCCUCUUCCUCAGUGCCUCCUAAAUCGACUACCUCCCCUCCUCCUCCCUCCUCAAUACCACCUCCCACCUUCAUUGCUCCCAUCGCUCCCUCUCCUUCUCAGGGCUUCCUCCCUCCGUCCUCCCUCCACCGCUCCUCCCCACCCGUCUCCUCUCUCCCCCACUCCCCCAGUCCCCCUUCCUCUUCCUCCUCUCUUAUCCACCAUGCUGCUCAGGUCCGAGAGGCUCCAGCACAAAAACCUUUACCAAAUUCUGGAGGAAUUUCUGUGGCAAAACCUCAGAUGUCCCUGACCCCGGCCUCAUUGACCCAGGGAGAUAUUGAAACACAGCCUUGUCUUCCAAUGCAUCAGACUCAAAGUCAGGCUUCUCUGAUCCAGAGCCAAAUCCAGAUGCCCCAGAUGCAGAAAGAGAUCCAGUCUUCAAUUCCCCUCCAGCACCAACCUCAGCCCCUCACUGAAGUGCCUCAGACCCAGGCCUGCCUCCCUCAAAACCAGGCCUGCCUCCCUCAGAACCAGGCCUGCCUCCCUCAAAACCAGGCCUGCCUCCCUCAGAACCAGGCCUGCCUCCCUCAGAACCAGGCCUGCCUCCCUCAGAACCAGGCCUGCCUCCCACCCAGACCUGCCUCCUCAGAACCAGGCCUGCCUCCCCAGAACCAGACGCCUCCCUCAGAACCAGGCCUGCCUCCCUCAGACCCAGGCCUACCUCCCUCAGAACCAGGCCUGCCCCCCUCACACCCAGACGUCUGUCCUCCCUCACACCCAGAUGUCUGUCCCCCACCACUCCUCCUCGCAGUCCCAGUCCGACAUGGUCCAUAUUCAGUCGUCUCACCCACAUCCAGGAGCUUCCUACCUCCACACCUCCCAGGCUCCAUCCCAGUCUCUACCUCUGGUUAUCUCCAGCUGUCACUCCCCCAUGCUCACCCCCAGAGCCACCCGGCUCAGCCUCCUCACCCCUCCCAACUCCCACAUCCCUCCCUCUGUAUCCCCGCCUCACCAACCCAUCACUCACUCCAAACCCAGAAUCAUACCGAAACCCCACAGCCCCCACCUCAGCCUGAGUCCCCGGCUCGACCUCCCUCCCAUCCGGGGCACCAUCCUCAUGCCACUCAUCACCCUCACUUCCUCUCUGCACCUCAGCCCCAGUCCAUCCCAGGAGCUGUUCCUCUGCAGAACUUGUCCCAGCUCUACCAGGACCCCCUGUACCCUGGUUUCCCCCUGGGACAGAAGGGCGACAUGGUCCAGACUCCACCCUACUCCUUCAUCAAGUCUGGGGACGACCUUCCCCAAGACGUCAACAUCUUGAGGUUUUUCUUCAACAUGGGCGUCAAGGCGUACUCCAUGCCCAUAUACCCCCCCUACCUUUACCUCCUCCCUCUCCAACAGGCCCACGCUAUGCAACCAAAGCUCCCCUCCCGCUCCCCCUCCCCUCAUUUCCCUCCCCCCAAUGCCCCCACCAGGCACCAGGAGGCAUACCCUCCCAACCAUCCGAGUUCAGUGCCAGCGCAGCCUCCAUACGGCCACCAAGUCGCUCUCACUGAACCCCACCGUCCCAGUGAGCCCUCCUUCAACCAGGCCGGGUACCCCGUCACCCAGCCUCCACCCCACAGGAUGCCCUGCAACUCGCAGCAAUGGCGACAGCACCAGAUGCCCCCACCCUCAACCUCCAGCUACCCAGUUGGGUAUCCUUCGUCACCUUCACCAUACCAGCUUCCUCCUUCUUCUCAGGGGUACCACCAAGGCACAGGUCACCCGCUUUACCCCCCAACCAUGACUCCAUACCCCCCCGCCUCGCUGGGAUACCAGUCCUCUUCCAACCCUGACGAGCUCCAGGUGACUCAGGGGGCGAUGGAGCAGCUUCAGCCAACAAACGGAGAUGCACUGUCUGGGCAUGGGCCUGGACAGGUCCCUGGUCCCCUGGAUGGUUCUGCUGCUGCUAAUGUGGCUAAUGCUAACAACAACAGAAUGGUGGUUUCAUGUGUGAACAAUUUUGCGCUGAAGAAGGAGCAGGGAGAGAGCUUGAGGAGGACGGUUCUGCUGGUCGACCCGCCACUCAACAACAGACCCAUACUCACUCUGGUCUCAAACUCUGAUGACCCUGUCUCCAUGACGACCAUGAAUCCCAGCGGCACCCCAGGUACUCAAUUACCUUAUGGCAUCAUCCCGAAGACAACCGUCCCCGGCGACAACAACGCCACCCACUAUCAGGUCCACCCAAAACAAUUAUACACCAACAAACCGUACGCCAAACUAGGAGUACAGGAACCCGGCAAGGCGGGACAUCUGCAGACCAUGCCCAUGAUGGACGGUCUGUCCAUGGGCUGCAGCACAGAGGAUGACUGGGAGGAGAGGGAGGGAUUCAAACCGGCAACCCUGAAUCCCAGAGGGUCAAAGAGGACCUACAGAGGAGGGCGAGGUCGGCCCGGAGGCUAUGAUGGAGGUAGGGGAGGAAACAGGAGGAGGCAGGGAGGAGAGGGCUUUAACCACGGACAGUUUGGCCCCUCCCACCGGGGGCGAGGAUGGUGAUUCAAGCUCUCAGCCAAUGAGAGGACAGUGGAGUUUGUUUUUUUUGCCUUAUUUACCUACUACUCGUUCUGAUCGCACUUUUGUUCUUGUUACCGCCUUGAGGUCUGAUUGAUGGGUUGGGCAAAUACACAUCGUUGUUCUAUGUCGCGUUCGCUGCGUCAAAAUCUUCCAGCCGGUUGUUCAAAGAAACACUAUCAAGCUCAUUAUUAGCUAGCUAAUUAGUAUAGAAUGUUAGCAAGGGCAAGUUUACAUUUUACAAAACCUUGAAAUAUGGAUUUAAGGAAUAUCAGUGUUUUUGUGUUGGGCUGCAAUGAUUUCUUUUUUUUUUAUAAAUAUAUAAUCUGUCAGUAAUUUGGUCCCGUUGCCUUUUGUCCGAAAAACCGAAAUCUCUCACCAAACUGGUUUCUAGUUAUUUUUCUGUCACUGCUAAUGGUUGCAACUCUUUUUAUUUGUAUUUUUUUUGUGGAUUUGAAAACGUUAGUUGUGCCGCGUAUAAUCUUCCCCCCGAUUUGACGUUAGAUGAGAACAUCGCAAAUGUUUGUGCUCAGAAUUUGAGUUUGAUUAACGUAAAAUUUAUGCGACCUCUGCCGAGAUGAACUAGGAGGUUGUUAGCGCAGUUUAGCACAGAUGGGAAACGGCCCAGGGUACCGUCAUUUUUGCAUUUUAUGUGUAGGUUAAACAAACGGCUAACUUAGUCUAACAUUAGCAAAAAAUGUAAACCUGCACAAAACCCACGUUAAAACCACAAAAUGUAAUUUUUAUGCCUCUGCCGUUGCACAUAUUAAAUAUCUGAUGGAAUAUGGCUGCGUGUUUCUUGGUGUUUGUUGAUGCUACGCUAAGCUAGUGAUUGUCUGACUUUAGCUUCAUAUUUAGCAGACAGUAUAAAUUUUCUUGUGACUCUCAAAAAUCAAAUAAUUUCUAAAUUGUUGAACAAUUCCUUUAAUCAUAGGUGAUGCAGCAUGUCCACGAAGCCCUAAACAUUCAAGACGACAGUUUUUCACUGUGUAUAAACGCGUGACAAGAAACUUUGUAUUUAUAAUAUACAAAUAGUUUAUUAGGCUCUUCAGUGAGUAGCGUGGACCAAAAUAUAAACAGAUUAAAAUGGAUUAAACCAACAAAUGAUCGGACUUGACGACGGCCUACAGAAAAUUUGUAUUGCUGCUAUAAAGUUUACGGCAGCCAAACUGUAUGUGGACUUUAGAAUUUAGUUUUUAUUAGUUUGUGUUGCUGAUGGUUUCAUGUCCCCUCUGUAUAGUUUUAGUCUUUCUUCACCUUUCUGGGUUUAUUUUUCUUCUGAUUGACUGUAGAGAUUCAGUGCCUUACAUUUGUCACUUUUAUCCAUCUUAAUUCUUUUUCUUCUGAGAUUGAGAAACACUGUUGUACAGAACAAAGGCUGUUUGUUUUCUGUGUGACUGAAUUAAUAAAUCUUUGGUUUAAAAAGGAAA
Hippoglossus stenolepis (Pacific halibut) is the source of this 6091-nucleotide messenger RNA. It is a transcript of the gene otud4, whose product is annotated as OTU deubiquitinase 4. Gene Ontology annotation, molecular function: cysteine-type deubiquitinase activity; K63-linked deubiquitinase activity. Lineage: Eukaryota; Metazoa; Chordata; Actinopteri; Pleuronectiformes; Pleuronectidae. The record is from RefSeq and is a predicted model, not a curated record. Gene Ontology annotation, biological process: negative regulation of toll-like receptor signaling pathway; negative regulation of interleukin-1-mediated signaling pathway; regulation of protein K48-linked deubiquitination.